Hyaloscypha bicolor E is the source of this 872-nucleotide messenger RNA. RefSeq lists its product as uncharacterized. Bases 235 to 822 code for a protein of 195 amino acids. The transcript is spliced from 2 exons. The record is from RefSeq and is a predicted model, not a curated record. Lineage: Eukaryota; Fungi; Ascomycota; Leotiomycetes; Helotiales; Hyaloscyphaceae.
CGAUUGCUCAUAAACGAUAGACUUCUUGAGGAAACCGCAUCUGCCGAGCAGACCCGUGCUCAAUUUGUCGUCAAUUUGUCCCACUGUUCUCAAUUUCUACUUGUUUCGCUCCUGCUUCAUUCGACACUGCGUACGCAGGCUUUCUCCUCCCCGACACAGCUUCACGACCACGCAUACAGGAACUUUUUUAUUCCCAACUCACACCUCUAGACACGUCCGCAGACAACCGCAAUCAUGUCUGAAGUCACCAACGAGAAGGCGGAAGCCGACAACAACAACGUCCUCACAAUUACUCGGCCCUCGCCAACUCGUCAAGUCUCGAACCAAUCCAUCAACGUCAUGUCCACGAUCGAAGAUAUCGAUUCCACGCACAGCAUGACUCCUCCUCCCACAGCCCACAACGAGAAGUUCCCUAAUGCCACGUCCUCGCCCUACUACAACCCUCGAACGCCGGCCUCCGAAUCGAAGCAAAACAUCAACGCCGUCCACCCCUUCGACCAAGAUCUCGAGGCACAAACCCUGACCCAACAAAAGACCGAGGCGAGCCAGAGCAAGACGGGCCUGUUGAAGAAGAAAUGCACAACGACUGUUGACCCAGCGUGGCCUGGACGGGAUCAAUUGAAGAUGCGAAAGAAGCAGUUGAAGCGGGAGAAGGCGUGCUGUGGGUGGUGGGUCGCCAUGAGCAGCAGAAAGAAGACCAUGGUUAAGGUGCUCGUCUUCCUGGUGGUCGUUGCGUUGGCGACUGGCCUCGGAAUUGGCAUCAGCAGGGCUUUGAACACGGGAGUGUGGACAAAAUCGGGAUCGAAUACACCAAUUCAAUAAAGGAUCGUGGCUGAUGCUCCGGCAUCGUCCUUCGCAUUUCUUCGAUCUCU